AUUAUUGUUUAUUAGGUAUAGCUGGAUAUAUACCUUGUUUGCAGGUCUCAGUUUACGAGGCAUGGAUGACGCAUAAGGUAAAUAUUUAUUAUUUUAAAAUAUAGCAUGAUUCAUUCAUAGCACCGCACUGACGAGGAAGAUUGGAAUAUACGUUGCAUAUAGCAAAUACCAUUUUUUUACUAAAUGCAAGUAGAUAAAAACUCGUUUAAUUGGAAUUCUCAUACGACAACUUCCAUAAGUUCUUUGACGUCCCUAAACGUUAGAUUAAAGGGCAGUUGCCAAGCUCUAAAUUAGAAUUACGGCAAAAAAUAGCGACAGCUGCGUCCAUUUGUUGGUAAUUUAUCGCGGUUUAUACAUCGGAAACAACAUGUGCCAUGUAGCAGGCUAGCAACCUGCUGUACGGCGAAUUAUAAAUAGACAUCCUCCCUUAUUAAGGUAAAUGUCAUUGUACACACGAGCACAACAUUAAAGACGACAGGAAAAGGAAACAUAGUUACACAUUUCCUCCGAGCGUCCGUCGCAAAAUUGCACUCGUUAAAAUCAGCAAUACUCUGAUAAAAAUCUAUUUACACUCUGGUGUAGGAUACCAAAGACAAAAGGUCAACGCUAUCGUCUACAGUUGGCUAAAUUAUAAACAAGCUCAAAUCUCAAGGACCGAAUCAAAUACCCAAAGAAUGAAAAACGAAAACAAGUGGGUAGGGUUUUAAUGAAUGGUAUAAACAAACAACCUCCAAUUUCUCAUGCGGAAUCAGAUAUCAGGCGAGAGAUAAACCUCUCAGAGAGCUCCGCAUGAUAAGCUUCUCUUGUAGCAUUACCUACCGCACACAUAAUGAAUGAGAGCUAACAAUGACUAAUUGUAAAAGAAAGAAAUAACUCUGUUUGAUCAUAAUUUAUAAAUGGUUUAACAAACGCAAAUUAUGCGCCAGCUGUGCCAAGAUAGUGGUGUCUUGUUUCGAUAACAGUGCGGCCUAGUUACCUUAUCAAACAAACAAACACUGUUCGUUAGUCAAUAUAAUGAUUCACCGAUGAAUUUCGAAAGUCAAAUCAUAGCUGUUAUAUUUUUUUAUGUAUGUUGAUUCAUUUACCUAGAAUCGUGUAAUUAAGUGGAAUUUCUUAUGACUUUAUUCCUCGUAAUCGCUACGGUUUACGCUAAAUUAAUAAUGACGAAUACGCAUUACGUAAUCUGUUUUUAAUCAUUAUAAUAGCGUGAACGUUAUCUGUCUAACGUAUUAUGAAUAUCCCGAUAAUUAUGAAUCGUUAUUAUCUAUCAAAGGUGAUUUGUUAAAGAUCAAUGCUAAUAAGACCACCCAUUGAAAACCCGAUGGAAAACUUACGGAACAAUAAAGGAAUAUCAUAACUAUUAUAAAAUAAUAGUUGUCUUAGAUAUAUCGCACACUUAUUCCAAAACUGUCACUAUCCAAAAUUUCGUAAUAUCGAGAUAAUAACGCCAUCAGUUGAUCAAUUUCUAACUAAAAAGAGCCGCAUUGACACUUUCUUAAAAAUGCCAAAAACUACUGCUAGAUGGCAGUAGUCUCUUUUGCCACUAAACAAAAUUCCCCACCCCGCGCAGUGCUAGACUGACGCUUAACACGAAAACACGUGUCGCCCGUACCAGAAUAGACCGUUGUUGAGCGACAAACCGACACUUUGGUCAUUAAGUCAGUUUUUCGGUGCCAUCAUUGGUUUUUUUUUAAAAUGCAUCGAAGAGACAAAUUGUUGAAACUCGCUCUGGAUCUUCAGGCAGAAAAUAGCGCAGAACCAUCGACCUCGCAGAAAUCUCGCAGGGUAAGCUGCUCAUCUUCUCAGAGUUCAUCUUCCUCGAGCAGUUCUUCGUCUUCAAGUAGCGCUGCUUCUACAAUUGGCUCCUAUGUUUCGGGGUCAAUAAAAUCUUCAGAUAACAUUUACCGUCCCAUCGCCAAUUCACUAUUACAAAGAAAAGUAUUUGAAUCUUUGCCAAGCACAUCUAAUCUACAAAAACAUGUAACUAAUCAAACUGAAUUACCAAGACAAAGAUCAUUAAGCACCGGUUCUAGGUCUUCUACCCUUUCUUCAAGAGCAGGUGAUUUUUCACCUGACGAUAAUGAUUCUGAUUAUAACCCUGUCCCUGAUAGAAUUAUCGAUGAAAGCUCUGACAACGAGCAAGAAAAUUUAAUAAUAUUACCACCAAAGAAAAAACGGAAGGGUAUUAUAAAUUCUAAAAAGCUAAUAGCUAAACAAUUACGUAAUUCAGGCAAAGAAUACGUUUCUUUAUCAAAAUCAAAAAAAAAUGUGCCCCAGAGAAGCAUGGGACCGCCUUGUUCAGAACGAUGUCGUUUGAAAUGUUUCGAUAAAAUUAAUGAUGGUGACAGAACGAUUAUUUUUGGUUUAUAUUGGGCAAUGGGUUGUGUUACUCGACAACGGGAUUUUAUCAGUAAGAACUUGACUGUUAUUAAACCAAAGUAUAGUUACAAAAAAGAAAAUAGCAAUCGUAAACCAAAGCAUGGUUUCCACCUAACAGUAAAUGGUAAACAAAUACGGGUGUGCAAAAUAUUCUUCAAAAACACUCUGGGGAUUAAUGAUAGACCUAUCAGAACUGUCUUAGAGAAGUUGUGUGAUAGCGGAAUGGUAGAAUCUGACAAAAGAGGCAAACACGGAAAUCAAGUAAAAGUUGUUGAUGAAGUGAUACAGGGUAUAAAAAGUCAUAUUGACUCCAUUCCUCGUAUAGAAAGCCACUACUUAAGAAAACAGACUAGUAGAGAGUACAUCGACGGAGGUAAAAGUUUAUCUGAUUUGUAUAGAGAUUAUAGAAAACUCUGUGAAGAAGAAGGAAAGCCAGCUGGCGAAAUACACACUUAUCGUAAGAUAUUUCACAAAGAUUACAAUAUCAGCUUUUUUAUUCCAAAAAAAGACAUGUGCGAGUUUUGUACAUCUUACGAAAAUAUGAGUCAAAUAGAAAAAGAAACUAACGAGUUGAAGUAUCUAGAACAUCACACAGAAAAAGAACUAAGUCGAAUUGAGAAAAAUGAAGACAAACAAAAGGGGCAAAAAAGUUACGUGGUUGCAUGUUAUGAUUUACAGGCGGUUUUACCGCUUCCUAUGGGUAAGACCUCAAGUUUCUACUACAAAUCAAAGUUAAAUGUAUGUAACUUUACGAUUUGUGAACUUAACAAAGACAACAGUUAUUGUUAUGUUUGGAGUGAAGUAGAUGCUUUGAGAGGAGCCAAUGAAAUUGGCUCAUGCGUCUUAAAGUUUAUUACAGAAAAAUGUCAAACAGUCGAUGACCCGAAUUUGGAAAUUAUAUUUUAUUCUGACAAUUGUUGUGGUCAACAGAAAAAUCAAUUUAUGUUUAGCUUGUACAUGUAUGCUUUAGCUAAUUUGUCAAUUAAGAGCAUUACCCAUAAAUUUUUAAUAUCGGGCCACACUCAAAAUGAAAAUGAUAACGUUCAUUCUGUAAUAGAAAAAUCUGUUAAAAAAUUUCUUAAAUCAUCUCCAAUUUUCGUUCCUGACCAGUACAUUACUUUAAUACAGACGGCUAGAAAACGAGGUAAUGCAUACAAUGUCAACGCUAUGUCAUAUUCCGAUUUUUAUAAUUUAAAAGAUUUUGUUCAGCAAUGUGGCAUUAAGUUUAAUAAAAAUACUGAUGGAGAUGCAGUUAGACUAUCUGAAAUUAAAAUAAUAAAAUUUGUCAAAGAAGAUAACGGAGCAAUAAAAAUAUUUUAUAAGACUUCGUUUACAGAAGAUCAUUUUUAUGAGAUUGAACAAUGUAGACAAACACGGUCUAGGCGCACAAUUAACUGUGUCGGGUUUCCUUUGAAACAACUGAAUAAUGCAAAACUGGAACUAACUUCCAGAAAAAAGAAUGACUUAAGAUCAUUAAUUGACAGUAAUUUAAUACCACGCUAUUAUGCUGAAUCGUUUUACCGAAAUAUUUUGUGAUUAUUUUUUCUUUUUUAUAUUAACUUACAGUAAGACAUCCUGUUUUAUUAUGCAAAAGCGAGAGAUGCAAGUCUGAUUAUGUGAAUUAAGAUUAGCCGAGAGAGGCAAGUGUGAUUAUGUGAAUUAAGAUUAGCCGCGAGAUGCAAGCAUGAUAAAUAUUUUUUGUAAGACAUUUUAUGUGAUAUAAGAGUAUCAGUAGCGCGAAGCUUAAGUAUUGUUUUCUUCCCCUUCUGAAAUCAAAGACUGAUUAAAAUGUAGAACAGAAGUUACCUCAUAGAGAGUUUAGACUGAUUGUUUAAUAACAGAUACCUAAUUAUUAUUUAGAUGUUUCCUUUUGAGAUUAUUUUUGUUUCUUAAAUAAAAGAAUGUUAUUAAAA
Molecule: messenger RNA, 4292 nt
Organism: Trichoplusia ni (cabbage looper)
Lineage: Eukaryota; Metazoa; Arthropoda; Insecta; Lepidoptera; Noctuidae
Exons: 2
Coding region: 1696-3915 (739 amino acids)
Source: RefSeq, a predicted model, not a curated record